UCGCUCGCUCGCUGCCCAUAUAUACGCGCGCCUCGCGUCUCCACUUCCCCUGCUAUUACUACUAGUACAAAACCAACGCGAAGCUCUCGUCGCGCACAACCAACUCGACACCGCGGCGAGGCGAACCAACGCGCGGCGUGGGCAUGGGGAGGUCGCCAUGCUGCGAGAAGGCGCACACGAACAAGGGGGCGUGGACGAAGGAGGAGGACCAGCGGCUGAUCGCCUACAUCAAGGCGCACGGCGAGGGUUGCUGGCGGUCGCUGCCCAAGGCGGCGGGGCUCCUCCGCUGCGGCAAGAGCUGCCGCCUCCGCUGGAUGAACUACCUCCGCCCCGACCUCAAGCGCGGCAACUUCACCGACGACGACGACGAGCUCAUCAUCAAGCUCCACGCCCUUCUCGGCAACAAGUGGUCGUUGAUUGCGGGGCAGCUGCCGGGGAGGACGGACAACGAGAUCAAGAACUACUGGAACACGCACAUCAAGCGCAAGCUCCUGAGCCGGGGCAUCGACCCGCAGACGCACCGGCCGGUCAGCGCCGGGAGCAGCGCCGCCGCGGCGAGCGGGCUGACCACGACGGCCAGCACCGCCGCCUUUCCGUCCCUUGCGCCGGCGCCGCCGCCGCAGCAGCACAGGCUACACAACCCGGUGCACGCCGCGGCGCCGAGCAAUGCGAGCUUCGCCAGGUCCGCGGCGUCCCCGCCGUCGGAGGACGGCCACAGCAGCAGCGGCGGCAGCUCGGACGCGCCGCGGUGCCCCGACCUCAACCUCGACCUCGACCUCGACCUGUCCAUGAGCCUGCCGAGCUCGCCGCCCAAGACGCCGGCCGCCGCGUCGUCCACGACCGCGUCGCGCCACCAUCACCACCAGCAGCAGAAGACCAUCUGCCUCUGCUACCACCUCGGCGUCCGCAACGGCGACGUCUGCAGCUGCAAGGCGGCCGCGCCAUCGCCGGCCGGCCCACGCGCGUUCCGGUUUCUCAGGCCACUGGAGGAGGGCCAGUACAUAUAGCACAGCAGGCUUUAGGGAAAAAAAACCUGUAAAAAACACAAAAAAAAACGGUGGGCAAUAGAGUUUUUUCUAAGUUCUAAUGGAGAUGACUGAUGUUGAUUAGUUUGAUUCUUGAUGUUUAUCAUUAACCAAAAAUCUGAUUCUUUUCCUCUUCCCAA
Molecule: messenger RNA, 1165 nt
Organism: Oryza sativa Japonica Group (Japanese rice)
Lineage: Eukaryota; Viridiplantae; Streptophyta; Magnoliopsida; Poales; Poaceae
Product: myb-related protein 308
Source: RefSeq, a predicted model, not a curated record